GUGUACUUGGUGAUGGAAAUUGCUUGCCUAGGUCUGCUAGUGUGAUAAUGUAUGGAACAGAAAACAAUCAUACGGAACUACGUGCCAGAAUUGCAUUAGAACUGGCAUGCUAUUUGCCGCUGUAUGUGGACCAUACAUAUUUAAGGAGAGGUGAACAACUAUCUGAUAAAGAAGCGCUUGUUCUCCCAAAGUCUUACGUUAUGUAUUCAGAGCUGUAUACACCUGGAGAUAUAAUUACUUCAUCUUUGAUAGAAAGAACACUAUUUGAAGAGAUUAGGAAAGUAUGCAGUGCAAAUGAAUUCAUGGGAAUUUGGCAGAUUUUUGCACUUGCAUCAGUUUUGGGAAGGCCUCUGCAAUCAGUUUAUCCAAAUCGUGGAAAUCCAAAUGUGAGAAAAGAUCUCAAUCGAUCAAUCUUGCCAAGGGAAAUGGAAAGCAACACACCUGCAUAUAUCCUCUGGUCAUCAAACAGAAAUGAUGAAAUGACAUAUGCUCAUUGGAUUCCAAACCAUUUCUGUCCAAUUUUGAAGAUGUCCAUAAAUGAUGAUGUCCUUGAAUACAGUACUGACACUCUUGGAGAUAUAGACCUGGAAAACAUCAGCGGGUUGUCUGAGCAGCUGGCUUCAUGGGUCAUGGAUUUACUUGAUGACAGUGAUUCAGACGUCAGCAAUAACCAAUAUAAUAUGGAUGAGACCACAGCUGAUCAACACUCCUCAUUGGAUAAACUGACAGAUAACCAGUCCUCGAUGACAGUUAAACCCAUGGAUGUCCAAACUUUUGCUUCAGUUCAACCGGAAGAGGCUCUGAUGUCCAACUUGCAGGACAACAGUGAACAGAGCAACAAUAGUAUUGUUGUGUCUAAGGAUGAGACCACAGCUGAUCAACACUCCUUAUUGGAUAAACUGACAGAUAACCAGUCCUCGAUGACAGUUAAACCCAUGGAUGUCCAACCUUUUGCUUCAGUUCAACCGGAAGAGGCUCUGAUGUCCAACUUGCAGGAUAACAGUGAACAGAGCAACAAUAGUAUUGUUGUGUCUAAGGAUGAGACCACCACUGAUCAACACUCCUUAUUGGAUAAACUGACAGAUAACCAGUCCUUGAUGACAGUUAAACCCAUGGAUGUCCAACCUUUUGCUUCAGUUCAACCGGAAGAGGCUCUGAUGUCCAACUUGCAGGAUAACAGUGAACAGAGGGACAAUAGUAUUGUACUGUUCCAAGAGAAGCCCUUAUAUGACCAGCUCUUAGUCUCUGAGCACUACACUAAAAGAUGUAAUGAGCAACAGAGGUUGAUGUGUGGCCCUAUGUUUACUUCUAUACCCACAAGAAGGAGGACUUGUGGAUAAGUGCAUCGAUACGCCAUUCCAUAAUAUCAUCAGAGGUGGUCAAACCAAUAGACCCGCCAGAUGUCUGUUUGAUUGGAACUAGACGAUUUAUGUACAAAUUCAAAGAUCUUUGAACUUCAGGAAUCUGUGCCAGAGAGUGUUCCAAGUUUUAUGUCAAAUAAAAUAUUUGGUUAACGU
Messenger RNA from Mytilus californianus (California mussel), 1517 nucleotides. RefSeq lists its product as uncharacterized. Bases 48 to 1340 code for a protein of 430 amino acids. The record is from RefSeq and is a predicted model, not a curated record. Lineage: Eukaryota; Metazoa; Mollusca; Bivalvia; Mytilida; Mytilidae. The transcript is spliced from 6 exons.